This is a messenger RNA of Stegodyphus dumicola, 3011 nucleotides long. RefSeq lists its product as uncharacterized. The record is from RefSeq and is a predicted model, not a curated record. Lineage: Eukaryota; Metazoa; Arthropoda; Arachnida; Araneae; Eresidae.
UAUUUCUGUCCAGUUUGUUUUGGAAUUUUUGUGUUUUUUAGCUCUGUGCAGCCAUGAAUGCUAAGACACAAAGGCUCCAGGACCAGAUGGAAUAGAUAAUGUCAUGAUAAAAAUUCUUUAUAGAUCUUUUCCAGACGCACUACUUGCUCUUUUCAAUGCGUGUUGGAGAUUCAGACACUUCCCAUUGGGAAUGAAGACAGCAGAGGUAGCACUCUUCCUGAAAAAGAACAAACCUUCUGAAGAACCGCACUCCUACAGACCAGUCAGUCUGCUCCCGGCCCUGAGUAAAGUGUUAGAAAGGCUCAUUUUAGCUCGUCUCAACCACUUCCUAUUUCAAAAGAAACUACAGGAUGCACUGAACUUGCAGUAAAGAAUAUGCUAAAAAUAAUACAUGAAAACAGAGCAAAUGAUCUUCACACUAUGGUAGUCUCUAUUGAUAUUAAAGGAGCAUUUGAUGCAUUAUGGUGGCUGGACAUCUUCAACUGUCUAUCGAAAAUGCAAGCUCCAAUAGAGAUCAUUCAAAUUUUGAGAAGUUACCUUGACAACAGGAAAAUACAAGUUACACUAGAUGACGGCAUCGCAAAGCAUAAUCUGGAAAAGGGUUGCCCGCAGGGCUCGUGCCUGGGGCCCACUCUUUGGAAUAUUGUGGCGGACACAGCCCUCUCCCUUUAUAAUCAACAGGAUGGGAUAAGGAUACAGGCCUUCGCAGAUGACUUUCUGAUUCUAGUGGCAGGCAGGAGUGACGUCCAAAAGCGUACUGAGGAGGCACUAACCACAUUUUACAACUGGGCAAAGGCACAUAAGCUACAAAUAUCUACCUCCAAAACGAAAGUCAUGUUAAUAGGAAGAAAAGGACCAUUAAGACACCCAACGGUACGACUUAACGGACACACCCUACAAUCAGUUGAUAAUCUAAACUAUCUCGGCUUUCUAAUUAAUAAAAGACUCUCCUGGCUCCCGCAUCUAAAGAAUACCAAGAUAAAAAUUUUACAGUUAACACAUUCAAUGCUCAGAACUACAGGAAUCAACUGGGGAGCUAGACCUGAAAUCCUCUCAAGAUGGUAUCGGACAAUAUCCGAAAGGAUUAUGGAGUAGGAGUCUGGGGAGACAAGUUGACGAAACAAACGAGGAACCUGCUGAACAGCAUACAGAGGCUACAACUUCUACUCAUAUGCAAAGCCUAUAGAACAACAUCAACUAUGGCACUGCAAGUUCUCUCUGGCAUUCCUCCCCUGGAUUUGCAAGCGGAGAGAGAGGCAGCAAUCAUCAAAAUCUCUCGGUUGAAAGCCGAUGUUACCCUAUGGAACAGAACCUUCAAAUUUGAAGAUUAUGAACAGAAGAGUCUGUCAAUGAUACACCCAUCUAAAUUAAAUCUGGAAGACACAUUGCGACUUCACUACACAGCUCCAGGUCAUGAAAUGACCACAAUCUUCACAGAUGGGUCGAAGACAGAAUUUGGAACAGGUAGUGCCCUAUGCCUCCUAAAAGAUGAUAGCAUUCAAUUUCAGUGGCAACAACGCCUCAGUCACUACAACUCAGUAUAUCAAGCUGAACUCUUAGCUAUAGAAACAGCAAUAGAAGUGGCUAGGAGCUACACUCCGGAUAGAGUUCACAUUUAUAGUGACUCGGCUUCAAGCCUUGAGGCUAUAAUAGGUAACAAAAGCACCAGCCCGCUGGUACAUGGCAUCCGCCUAAAGUUACUUAGUUUCCCGAUAACACACAGACCUCACUUAAACUGGGUCCCAGCCCAUGUGGGAAUCAGAGGAAAUGAGCUAGCUGAUGCCUUAGCAAAGGAAAUAGCUAAUAAUAGUCAUGCUCCUGAGGUAUCGCACAGACGCCCCAUUUCUCAUCUAAAAAGAGAGACAUUUGCUGUACUCAUGGACAUAUGGCAGAGGAGAUGGUCAACAGCUCAAGUGGGUAGAUUUACUUACAAUUAUAUACCCAAAGUGAAUACCACACUUCACAGCCGACACAGUGCCCUUACUCACUUUCUCACAGGCCAUGGCCCUUUUCCCACUUAUCUUAAGAGAUUUGGCCUGGCCUCACAAGAUCAAUGUGCUUGCGGCAGCAGGGGUGAUGUGGAGCACUUUGUGUUUGAAUGCCAAUACACUAGCAACUGGCUCCUAAGACGCCCUCCAGCUGCACAUAAAGAAUACUGGGCAAAUAAUACACUCCACAGAGGCCCAGUGCUCAAAAAACUUAUCAAAAUAAUGUCUUACUGUGCAGAAAUGUAUAUGUAAUAAGAAGACAGUUAAAGGAACACUCAGUUAAAGGUAUGGGAAAAAGUAUGGUGAACACUAGUGAGUUAGGGAAUAGUUCAUACAGAGAGCAGUUUAGUAAGAACUUUGCAACAAGUAUUGUGAACUUAGAACAAUGAACACAAUAGAACUCAGGUUACCUAGCAAAUAGAAAACAGUGAACUUCGCAUCUAUGGUGAGCUGUGUGUAUUAGCGGAAAAAUAACCAAAUUAGUAACUAACUUAAGUGGUGCACCUCAACAUAAUGUAUACAUAUAUAUCUUCCAAUGUUUAUUAAAUAUUUCAAUGUGUCUAAGUAUUAAUUACCUUAGAUUUGUCUUUUUUAUGAUUAUAUUUAUAUUUCAAUGUUUCUAAGUAUUAUUUACCCUAGAUUUGUCUUUUAUAUGAUUAUAUUUAUAUUUCAAUAUUUUUAAGUAUUAUUUACCCUAGAUUUGUUCUUUAACAUGUAUACUAUUUAACCUUAUGCUCCAAUUAACCAAGAAAUAAAUUUUAGAUUGAAUUUACUCAAGAAAAGUAAAUAUACAAUAUUUUUUUUUUCUUCUUUUUUUUUUUCCCACACAAUGGAAUCAUGUAUCACAACAUCUGGCCUUGUAUGCCCAUGUAAAUAUCUAGACACAAUGUAAAAACACAUCUCCAGGCCUUGUAUGCCCAUGUAAAAACUCAGAAAUAUGUAAAUUUCCAAUGAACUUGGAAAGCGGCCCUGUAUGCCCAUGUAUAAACUUUGGAAUUUCAAUAAAUGGUCUUCUGAGCCGUC